Megalopta genalis is the source of this 1199-nucleotide messenger RNA. RefSeq names its product E3 ubiquitin-protein ligase NRDP1. Gene Ontology annotation, cellular component: plasma membrane signaling receptor complex. Lineage: Eukaryota; Metazoa; Arthropoda; Insecta; Hymenoptera; Halictidae. Gene Ontology annotation, biological process: regulation of canonical NF-kappaB signal transduction. The record is from RefSeq and is a predicted model, not a curated record.
UCACUGGGCAGUAUUACAUUACAGCGAUUCGAUUUGGACAAGUUGUCGGUAUCGUUACAAAAUCAUAACUCAGAAACUCGUGGUACUUUUUAGCUACAUACAUAUAUGUAAGCGGUAUAUGUGCAUCACUUUUGUAACACAAAUUUAACGUUAACAAUAAGCAAUGCUUUUUGCGAACUGUUCGCGAACGUUAGUGAAAACACACCUUAACAGAUGACAAAGGAGAAAGAGGUACUUAUACCGUUGAACCCCGCGUUCACCGCGUUGCAGCCUAUUCCCGCCUAUCGUGGAAGCAGGUUUUUAUAUUGUAGCAAUCACGCAGAAUGGGAUUUUCUGUGAACAGAUUUCAAGGCGAAGUUGACCAGGAACUUAUUUGUGUGAUAUGCUCAGGUGUACUGGAGGAUCCCAUCCAGAUACCGGAAUGUGAGCAUACUUUUUGUCGAACAUGCAUUAAAGAAUGGAUGAAGAGACAAGCCACUUGUCCCAUAGAUCAUACGCCAAUCACCUCCGAACAGCUCAGAGCAGCUCCACGAAUUUUAAGGAAUAUGUUAACGCGUCUUUGCAUUAGUUGCGACAAUAUAAUGUACGGAUGUCAAGCAAUAGUGAAGCUCGAUAGUCUUGUAUCGCAUCUGGAACAAUGUGAAUACAAUCUUGAAAGACCUAUGCUUUGCAAUCAAGGAUGUAAUCUUGUUAUUCCCAAGAAUGAAUUUAAGGAUCAUAAUUGUGUGAGAGAACUCAGGAACAUCAUAAACAGUCGAGAGCAAAAGUUUGUAGAUAUAAAACAUGAGAUGGGCGAACAACAACUGCAAAUAGUGAAGAACGAGCAGGAACUACAACACAUAAAAAAUUUGCUCAAAAUUAAAUUAGAAGAUUAUAUACGAAAGGCUUCGUAUUUAAGAAACAAUUGUGGCGGUCAACAACUGCAAAUAGUCGAAAACAAACAGGAUUUACAGCGUAUAAAAGAUUUGUAUAGGAUCGAAUUAGAAGAUUUCCUACAUAAAAGCUAUGAAUAAUAGAAGAAGUUGUUGGUUGAUACAAUGAUCCAAAAUUAACAUUCUCUUCUUCAUCGAAUGUCGCCAUUGUGGGCGGCAGCAUCUUCAUGAUGGAACCACAUCCGAAAUCUGGAAGCGAGGGAAACGUCUUCUGAACAAUUUUGCAGUUCUUCGUUUGGAAAAUUGUUAUACCUUUUUGUUUUCUUU